Messenger RNA from Pectinophora gossypiella (pink bollworm), 4406 nucleotides. Its product is annotated as transmembrane protein 94. The transcript has 27 exons. NCBI's taxonomy places the organism in Eukaryota, Metazoa, Arthropoda, Insecta, Lepidoptera, Gelechiidae. The record is from RefSeq and is a predicted model, not a curated record. Bases 137 to 4183 code for a protein of 1348 amino acids.
UCAGAACAUACCCGUCCCGUUAAUUUCUCAUUUUUUCUGGACAGUGUUUUCAAAAUAAAAUAAUAUUUCUGUACUUAAUACAUGUUUCUGAAUUGAUAAAACAUUUACUGUGUAAUAAUGUAAAUAGUGUACGAAAAUGGACGGUGACAAACAACAUUCUGUAGGUUAUUCUACUAGAACCGCACUUAUAAAGUUACGAGACGAUAUUCAGUCUGUAAUAGAUGAACGUAAACAGAAAAAUUUCACAGGGUAUAGCUAUCUCAAGAAUAUUAUAUCAUUUUCAUCAGAGAAGGUGCUGCUGUCAGGAGUAGCCUACACAAUUACACUAGUAUACAUAGUGUGUCUUAUAAUUACCUAUUUCAUUGGAGAAUCAAUUCAAGCCCAUGCAUAUUUGUUAUGGGAAGCUUUCUUCCUGUUCUCCAUACUUGUCAUUAACUUUGUAGUAGCUUGCAGUGAGCAGUACUUGUACAGGAAUGAAAUACCUCAUAGAGUGAGAAAGGUUCUGGAAACAUUGGACGAAGCAGUAGAGUCGUCAGUAUGGAGGGAGAACCAUUACCCACAUUUAUGCGCCCCGUUCUCUCCGUGCGUAAUUCUUCAAUGGACCUACAGAGACGGGGAGGUGGUAAACCUGCCGUGGGCGCUGCUGGUGGAAGGAGACGUGAUCGUGCUACGACCAGGACAGGAGGCCCCCGGACACUGCCGCGGGCUGCAGAGAGAUGACCCGGAGCUGUUCUUCGGACAGACUUUCCAACCCGUCACACCGCAAAAGGAAACGUUCACGACGCCGCGCGUGCGCAGCCCACACGAGAACAGGGCGUACAGGAUGUGCGAGACGCCAUAUCUGAAGAACUUAAAAGUCGCGCUGGAGCAGGCUACCACUCGGCCGCUCACUGUUUUCGAGAGGUCCCGGUACUUGUGCACAGUAAAGAUAAUGGAGGGUAUAAUACUGCCGCUGGUAAUAUCCCUCGUGGUGAUAGCGAGCUUCGUCCGCCACGUGUACCACUUGCCCGGGGUGACCCACUGGACCGAGAUAUACUUCCUGCAGACCAUCGCCGCUAGUAUACCGCUCAUACAGAUCAUCUUUCCGCUCGCCUGGGUCACUCUCAACUGCUACGGCUUGGCGAGGUUCAAACUCCUCUCAGAAACCCGUCAGAAGUACAUCCGUCCCAAAUCAUGUUCGAUAUCAGAGGACGCAAGCGACCCGCUCUUACAAGCGCUGAGUGAGUCUAAUCUGAAGCCGGAUAGCCUCAAAACUUUAGCCAAGACCUUCUUCAACAUUCUCACUGGCAGAGAAGACAUGGUCUGCCGGACGGCUAACAUUGUUCACGUUUUAGGAUCUUUAUCGGCGCUGUGUUGCAUAGACAAGAAGGGUAUUCUUUCCUGGCCUAACCCAACCGCUGAGAAAGUGUUCUUCCUUCGCAAUUCGAGUUCAACAUCCAACGCGUCGAGUAAGACAAGCCUGGUGGGGUCCAUGGGGCAGAGUCAGACCACGCUGGAGCAACACGCUGACGUCAAAACUGUUCCGGAGCCUUCUACUAUUGUUGAGGUGCUAGACUUGACCCACGACCAGAAUGCGCCGUUCUGCGUGGAGUUCGACGACCAGCGCUGGCGGCAGCACCUGGCGCGCCUCAAGCCGCUGGGGCUGGCCGCGCUGCUUAACACGUGCGCGCCCGCGCCGCGACACACGUACGCGCACUUCUGCGCGCAUCUCACCUGCGAGGCCUUGAACAGUGAGGACCUGGUACCGGUGACGAACCGUCGCUGUCUGUGCGAGUUGGCCAAGCAAAUAGGAUUUACGGACGCUGUCGCCGACUCCUAUAACGUUGAAGAGUGCCUUGCCGUGUUCAGACACUUGCAAGCGGACACGAUAAGAAGAGAGACUCGCUUUGUACGCUCGCUACACCUGAACACGCGCGUCAAAGUGCCGCUACCUCAUAUGCUGGCCGUGCUUGUGAAGGAUCAAGCCAAUCAGCUGCAGAUGCUCUCUCAGGGCACAGCAGACAUAAUCCUGGACUCGUGCGUGGACUACUGGAACGGGCGCGACCUCACGCCCAUCUCGCCGGCUGACCGCAAGAAGAUCAUCGACUUCUACCAGCGGAACUCGCUCACUGCUUACUGCACUGCCUUCGCUUACAAGCCCCUGACGCGCGGCAUAUCGCCGUCUCUAUCGCAGCUUUACCUAGAGCUACCGCCGGACAGCCGCAAUCUGUACGCGCCGCACUCCCAGCACUGGGCCGAUGCGCCCGCGCUGCACUUCCACUCUACUGACUCGUUGCUGUUCAACGAGGUGACUGACGAUGACGUCAACGAUGUUGAAGGCUACUUUGACAUGCAGUGCAAUCAGGUAUUCAUAGGCAUGGUGACAAUGCAGUACCAGGCUCAGAGUGAUAUGGUAGAACUGAUAGAACGGCUCGAACGCGCAUGCGUACGGUUCGUGCACUUUAGCAAGGAGAACGAACUGCGAUCACGCGUGUUCAGCGAGAAGAUGGGCUUGGAGUCCGGGUGGAACUGCCAUAUCUCGCUUAUGAGCGAAGAUAAUCACAGCGCGGGCGGGUCGCCGGCGUGGUCGCCGCGGGCGCGCGCGCGCUGCAACACGGGCCCGCACGAGCCGCCGCGCCCGCUGCGCAGCGACGCGCAAGCCUUGUUCCAUAGCAAUAACAUGACGGCGUCGAAGGCUCUCUCACUGUCCGCGCCGGGCGCCAUCAACCUCGACCACUCCACCGUCAAAUUCGACAACGAGAUCAAGAAAGCGCGACACUCCAUCACCACGCAUAACGGGCUGAAGUUGCAACGCGGCAGCAUAGCAACGGCCCAUCCAUCAGCGGACUCCCUGCUAGACGCGGAGGAAGGCGAGUCAGCGGCUGACGCGUGUCGCUCGCUGUCCUGCCUCACCGACUCCACCGACCACUCCGCGCCGGUCAACUUCGACAUGAGCAACCGGGCUAAGCUGCCGCGUGGCAUCGAGAACAUCCGCCCGCACAUUGAGCAGGUGGACAACGUGCCGCUCCUCGUGUCUCUGUUCACGGACUGCACGGCCAGCUCCGCGCAACUCAUGGUGGAGAUCAUGCAGGAUUACGGAGAGGUAGUCUGUGUUAUGGGCUCUGCAGCCAACUGCCUCAAUAUGGAGAUAUUCAUGCAAGCUGAUGCCAGCGUAGCAGUAGAGCCGUUAUACCCCGUUCUAUGUCAAAAGAUGCCUCCAUACCAACUGCCCGAGAAGUGCAUUGGACCGAUAGAUUUAGCGCGCACACUCAACUCUAUACCCUGUUCCUUGUCGAUGACGCGCGACGCUGACGUGUCGUUGUUCACAUUGAUCACGAUGUCGCGGCACUUCACCACGUGUCUGUGGAACACCACACAGUUCUGGAUGUGCAGCGUCGUUUUCAUCGCCCUGCUGCAGGUGGGGUCCCUGUGCGCGUUCCUGCCGCUGUCGCUGACAGUGGGCGGGUCGCUGUGGAGCAGUGCGGUGGUGGUGCCGGCCCUAGCGGCGGCGCUGGCUAUCGCGCCCGUCGACGCCGCCGUCAUGACGCGUGCUGCCACCAGGCACAUCAACAUGCACUACAAGACGGCAAUCUUCGUGUUCUGGUGCUACGCCUGCAAGUUCCUGCCCUCGAUCAUAGCAAUCCUGACCCUCUACUGGUACACCCUGCGCAGCUUCUGUCUCCAGAUCUCGGUCGCCACCAACGCCACCUCUUGUUGGCUGGUAUACCCGAUCAAUAAGGGCAACUUCUCCGAGACCUACGAUCUGAGUUUGAGGAGUUGGCACGGAUGGGGUGAUGACUUCUACGACGGAUUCUACCUGGCGCAGCAUAUCACGCUUGCAUUGGUUACAUUGCAUUUAAUUGUGAUAUCGAUGUCGUUCGUACACCGACAGUACUCGCUAUGGAGCAGAGGAUUUUGGACGAACACCGUAUGGUGUGCGAGUGUUGUAGUUUUAAUGAUCAUCCAGCCAAUAUUCAGCGUGUCACUGCUAAGUUACUCGUACGGGUCGUGCGAGCGCUGGGGCAUGUGCGGGUACCGCUACCACGUGGAGUGGCCGCUCGCUCUCAUGUUCGCCAUGUCCCCACUGCUUUGCUGCGGGCUCAACGAGUUCAUCAAGUGGCAGGAGAUCAAAGCUGACGUCCGCAACCAAAGACGCGCUCGUUUAGAUUUCGGUACAAAGCUGGGAAUGAAUUCACCAUUCUAAACUGAGUUGUAUGUCUCUAGUCAAUUACGCUUAGCAAAAUUUGUGAAUAUGUAGUUUGUACACAAACAACGAUGCCAAUUCAUGGUUAACUCGUUUAUUUUUAAGAGAAAAGUGACGUACUUACGGCGGAUGUGCCAUUGUAUGCUAUUUUGUACUUACUUUAUACGUACUACUCUGUUUUCGAUGAAUGAUUUAUUUUACAAUAAACUGUUGAAACUGCCUA